UGUAGAAAAAGGUGCUAAAACGGAGCGGGAUAUCGCGAGGCAGAUAAGAAGGCAGACUAUACACGACAAGACGAGCGGAGUCGCCGAAGAGAUAGGAUCGUUUGUUUGGCUGGAGACUGCGUUGACCAUUGUCGGUUUUUGGGUUGGUGGUUGCUGUUGCGGGAGGGUUGUCUACCUUCUGGGGAGCUUUGGGUGCUGGUUGGAGGAGGUCGAGGGCGUUUGUUAUUGGGGGAUUCGAGGUGCAAUUUCGGGUUGAGGAAGGGGAAGAGAUAGGUUGGGAGUACGUUUAAGGGGGAUCGAUAUUGCCAAACACAAGACGAAAAGAGCCGGAAGGGAAAGGAAACGCUACGAUGGCGUCGACAUCAUCAUCAAUUGAUGCAUCUACAAACAACACAACACCCUCCUCCUCCGCCAACAACGAAAACACCACCACCACCACCACCUCCUCCUCCUCCUCCUCCUCCUCCACGCCUUCCAAACCAAAAAUCGCCUUCAUAUCCGGGCCCCUCGACCCCUCAGAAUCCUACUUCCAAACCCACUACGUCCCCCUCCUCGACGCCGCCAUCGCCUCCUCCCACCACUUCAUCAUCGGCCCCGUCGCCGGCGUCGACACCCUCGCGCUACAGCACCUCCUCUCCCGCUCCGUCCCGCCCUCCCACAUCACCAUCUACAUGGCGCACUUCGAGUACCUCACCCCCUCAUGGCGGAACUCCUACCUCUCGCUCGGCGUCAAUGUCCGCCACGUCGAGGACGCGAUCGUGACGGAGGAGCGCGACGAGGCGAUGACGAGGGAUAGCGAUUAUGAUAUCCUGCGGUAUCGCACGGAAGCGGAGGCGAAGGAGGUGUAUGGCGUGUUGUGGAGGGCGAGGACGAGUAAUACGGAGAUGAAUGAGCGGCGGAGGAGGGGGGUGGUGAGUAGGGAGUAUGAUCUUGGGGGGAGUGUGACGGGAAGGGUGAUAGGGAAGGAGGAGGAGGAGGAGGAGGAGGGGGGAAAGGGUCAAGAGGAUGGGGAGGGGAAGACGGGGUUUAGGGAGAGGGUGAUGAGGAAGUUGAAAUGAGGGUUCGAUGCGGUUGGGCAAGUGUUUGGAAGGGGAGUGUGUUGGGGGGAUUGGGAUGGGAUAGACAAAAUUAUAAUUGAUACACCCAAAAGCUUCUUCGUUCGUAGAAAAACAUAAU
Messenger RNA from Aaosphaeria arxii CBS 175.79, 1176 nucleotides. RefSeq lists its product as uncharacterized. The transcript has a single exon. The coding region runs from base 351 to 1058 and encodes 235 amino acids. The record is from RefSeq and is a predicted model, not a curated record. NCBI's taxonomy places the organism in Eukaryota, Fungi, Ascomycota, Dothideomycetes, Pleosporales.